Heterobilharzia americana is the source of this 540-nucleotide messenger RNA. Lineage: Eukaryota; Metazoa; Platyhelminthes; Trematoda; Strigeidida; Schistosomatidae. The record is from the annotation of a GenBank genome assembly.
AUGAAUUUUGACAAUAAAUUACACAAAUAUUGUGAUAAAAUACAAUCAGGAAGUAAUGUACAACAAAUGAAGAAAACUACAAAACUGAUGCCUCAUUCCAAGCUACCAAUAAAUCCGAUUAUCAAAAUGAAACAACAAUCAAAAAAUGGUAUUAUGAAUUCUAAUCAACUUCAACAAAAGUCGAACACAGUUGAAUCAUUUCAUCGAACAGUCUCGAAUAAAUCCUGUCGUUUACAAGAUUUAUGCAGUGAAGAUCGUCUCGUGAACUCCAGUCCUUUGGUAGAUAAUGAACACAAAAGCAAUACACAUUCUAGAGUUGAAGAAUAUACAACACAUUUUUCAAAAGCAGAACAAUUAAUUAUUUUCUAUCAGACAAAAUUAAAGGAGUUAGAAAGUGAAUUAAGUGAAUUACGUGACAAUUUCAAAGGAGAACAUUUCCAACAACAUUCUGAAAAUGAUCUAUUCAUGAAACAGUCUGUUGAAAUAGUUCCAUCUGUGAUAAAUGAUGUCUCUGUGUUCUCUUCAUGCGUAUAUGUUUAA